AUGGCUGAAGUACUGGCUGUUUUCGCCGCGAUCCAAGCUACCACACAACUUGUGGAGCAAGCCUUCCGAAUCUUCGAUCGCCUACGCAGGGCAAACGCUCGUCAGAAAGCUCUUGCUGAAGUCUUGGCUCGACACCGUAGCGAGCUCGAGAGUAUCAAGACGAUCAUCGGUAUAAUAGACGAUGAAGAGGACCUGCAAAUCCCUACUGUUGCUACCGAGCUCGUCCGACUUCAAGCUGUGCAGAACAAGUUGGCCGAAUUGCUUGAGACGCUCGACCCCAAGACGGCAAGCAAGGUCAACCAAUUAGCGCGUCAGCUGGUCCAUGGCUCAGCGGAUGAGAAGAAGCUUGGUUCCAUCAUGGAUGAGCUGGUCCAAGUCAAGACCCUGCUUAUUUUGCGCAUCCAGGUCGCCCACAUCGGAGUAAUACGUACUAUUGGAAAGGAGGCCGUAGUCAAUGCGGAAGUUAUAAAGCGAAUAGACGCUUUCUUGAGGGAGCGUGUUCCCAACUGCGAGGGGUUACGAAUUGCACGAUUGUUGAAGGGCCGAAGUCCAUCAAAUGAUGGCACGAUGCCAUUGACUCUUGCAGAUCUCAGAGCUCUUGACAAGGAGAUCAAUGGCGAUGGCGAAGAUAGCGGAGACGAGACGCUCGUUGAUGAUUCCGAAAUAUCACCUCGCGAGUUGCCGGUCAAGACCGAGCGCAUCAUCACGCGGAACACAGCGCGGAACCAGGCUCUGCAAGUGAAUGCUGCUCUCGAACAGGAUAUGUGGAAAGACAUAGAUCGUCUCAAGAUCCAGGACAACGUAGCUGAAGACCAGAGUUGCCAGGUCAACUACCCUAUAUCGCGGGACAUAUUCUCGAUGAUGCUCGACCGGCAAAAGACCAGUAAGCACGCGUUAAGGAAGACGUGA
This is a messenger RNA of Alternaria conjuncta, 909 nucleotides long. RefSeq lists its product as uncharacterized. Lineage: Eukaryota; Fungi; Ascomycota; Dothideomycetes; Pleosporales; Pleosporaceae. The record is from RefSeq and is a predicted model, not a curated record. Bases 1 to 909 code for a protein of 302 amino acids. The transcript is spliced from 4 exons.